UUCCUGUCUCUGAAGUAUCACCUUGUGAAUCAGAGGACCAUCAUGGGAAACCACACAAGACUGACAGCGCUCAUCCUGGCAGGUUUGACUGACGACCCAGAGUGGAAAGGCGCCCUCUUCGCCUUCCUUCUUCUCACCUGUCUGCUAAGCGUCACGGGCAACCUGACCAUCAUCAUCCUCACGCUGGUGGACACUCAUCUGAAGACGCCCAUGUAUUUUUUCCUUCGGAACUUUGCUUUCUUAGAAAUUUCCUACACUACGACGUGCAUCCCCAAACUGCUCGCUGUGAUGGCCACCGGGGACAAGGCCAUUUCCUAUAACAGCUGUGUCACCCAGGUGUUCUUCGCCUUCCUGCUGGGAGCGUCGGAGUUCUACCUGCUGGCGGCCAUGUCCUGCGACCGCUACGUGGCCAUCUGCAAGCCGCUGCGCUACACCACCCUCAUGAGCAGCCAAGUCUGCACGGCGCUUGUCCUCGGCUGCUGGGUCGCUGGCUUCCUCGUCAUCUUCCCACCGCUGCUCCUAGGACUGGAUCUUGACUUCUGCGGCUCCAACGUGGUUGACCAUUUCUACUGCGACACCACUCCCCUCCUGCAGCUCUCCUGCACAGACACGCGGACCCUGGAGAGGAUGGGGUUCGCCUCGGCUCUGGUGACUCUCUUGGUCACGCUGGCCGUGGUGGUGGUGUCAUACGUUUGUAUCGCCCAGACAAUUCUAAAAAUCCCUUCAACCAGUCAGCGGAAGAAGGCAUUUUCCACGUGCUCCUCGCACGUGAUUGUCCUAUCCCUGUCCUGUGGCAGUUGCAUCUUCAUGUAUGUCAAACCAUCCAUGAAACAGCGGGUCUCUGUUGCAAAGGGGAUUUCAGUGCUCAAUACCUCAGUCGCUCCACUUUUGAACCCUUUCAUCUACACGUUACGCAAUCAGCAGGUGAAAAUUGCCUUCAUUAAUGUGAUGCAUAGGGUUGUCUCCCUGGCAAGAAAAUGA
Lepus europaeus (European hare) is the source of this 981-nucleotide messenger RNA. Its product is annotated as olfactory receptor 6C74. The record is from RefSeq and is a predicted model, not a curated record. Lineage: Eukaryota; Metazoa; Chordata; Mammalia; Lagomorpha; Leporidae. Gene Ontology annotation, molecular function: olfactory receptor activity; G protein-coupled receptor activity. Bases 43 to 981 code for a protein of 312 amino acids. Gene Ontology annotation, biological process: G protein-coupled receptor signaling pathway. Gene Ontology annotation, cellular component: membrane. The transcript has 2 exons.